AUGGAGUCUUAUGAGCUGCGCCAGACUGGCGAGAAGGGUUUCGAGGAAAAUAAUGGAGCAUUCUAUGGCAACUCGCGCAACAGAAGCGACAAGGAGAUCAACCACGAUGCCACUGGCAUGCACUCUGGUACUGAAGCAGACGCGGUCGAUAUGGCUCGUCUCGGACGCACCCAGGAGCUCCGUCGUAACUUCAAGUCGCUAUCAGUCCUCGGCUUGAGUGUAACGACCAUGGCGACUUGGUCAGCUCUGUUGUUGACGAAUUUCUUCGUCAUGGUCAAUGGUGGUUUGGCAGGCGCAGUCUGGACGUAUCUUGCAUCGUGGAUCUUCACAUUCGCUCUCGCAGCAUCACUCGCUGAGAUGGCUUCUAUGGCUCCAACAUCUGGCGGGCAAUAUCAUUGGGUCUCAGAGUUUGCGCCUCGGUCACAGCAACGAUUCCUCAGUUACAUCACCGGAUGGCUCGCAGCACUGGGCUGGCAAGCUUUGAUCGCAACUACUGCAUACUCAGCCGCUGUACUGAUCCUGGUGAUGGCAUCCAUCUACCACGAGAACUAUGUACCUCAGAACUGGCAUCAAUCUCUCCUCAUGAUAUUGAUUGGUAUACUUGCAACCUGCAUGAAUACAUUCGGCGCUAAGCGACUACCGCUUCUGGAGGGUUUAAUCUUCAUAUUGCACAUCUUCGGCUGGUUCGCGAUCAUCAUUGUCUUGUGGGUGUUGGCACCGAAGACAACCUCAAAGGAUGUAUUCGGCACAUUUUCGAACUUUGGUGGAUGGUCUAGCAUUGGUACCGCGUGUUAUGUCGGGUCAAUCACGGCUACUGGAUCCUUUGCUGGAUCUGAUGCAGCUGCGCAUUUGAGUGAAGAGACUCGAGACGCCAGCAAGUCGGUGCCACGCAUGAUCGUCGGAACUGUCCUGAUCAAUGGCGCUAUGGGCCUCGUCUUCAUCAUCACCUACUGCUAUUGUAUCACCAACAUUGAGGCUCUCGUCAACUCAACUUCACCAUUCCCAUUCAUCGAUGUCUUCUUGGCCACCACGAACAGCAAGGUCGGUACUGUCUGCCUGAUCGUCAUUCCAAUGGUUCUCAGUGUCUGUACCUGCUUGAACGCACUCGCUGCGGCCUCACGCCAAGCAUGGGCACUGUCUCGUGAUAACGCUUUACCAUUCUCACCUUGGUUUCGAAAGGUCGUUGUCAUCGGUACACCAAUCCCAGUCAACUCGAUCAUGUUCUCGCUCGGCAUUUUGGUUAUCAUUGCAUUGAUCAACAUCGGGUCGACGGCAGCUCUCAACACCAUCUUCGCCCUCCUCACAGGCGCCACUAGCUUUUCCUACGCCCUCUCGAUCAGCUGUGUCAUGAUCAAGCGUCUUCGCCGUGAGCCUCUACCACCAGCUCGCUUCUCGCUGGGCAAGUUCGGCACACCCAUCAACAUGUUCGCCGUGGCCUACGUUAUUGUGGCCGCCAUAGCAAGCUUCUUCCCGGUCUUCAACGACCCCACGGCGACAUCUAUGAACUGGUCGAUACUGAUGUUUGGUGGCGUGUUCCUGAUUGCAGUCUUGGACUACGCUGUCCGAGGACGAAAGCAUUACGUGUCGCCUGUACAGCACGUCCACAAAAUGUAG
This is a messenger RNA of Recurvomyces mirabilis, 1614 nucleotides long. RefSeq lists its product as uncharacterized. Gene Ontology annotation, molecular function: transmembrane transporter activity. Gene Ontology annotation, cellular component: membrane. The transcript is spliced from 5 exons. The coding region runs from base 1 to 1614 and encodes 537 amino acids. Gene Ontology annotation, biological process: transmembrane transport. The record is from RefSeq and is a predicted model, not a curated record. NCBI's taxonomy places the organism in Eukaryota, Fungi, Ascomycota, Dothideomycetes, Mycosphaerellales, Teratosphaeriaceae.